AUGGACGUCCUCCGUCCUCCUUCUAGUGCUACAUCAUCCAUACCUCGACCUGCCCCAUUAAUGCUCAGUAAUGCAUCUAUGGUUGCAGAUCACACACCUUGUACACUUCACCCUUCCAUCCUACCCCCCGAACUUGCGUGCGAAUUAUUCUAUACUAUGCUACACGAAGCGCAGGAUUGGAAGAGAAACCAGUGGUGGCUUUUCGAACGAUUGGUAGAGAGUCCUCAUCGCACCUCCUUCUACGCGAGAACCGCAGAGGGAACUGACGGACUAGAUCGCGCCUGUCUUGAAGCAGCACGUUUCUGGUAUAAUGGACGAGAAACGGACCCGCCCAAAGCAUUUCCUUCGCCUAUGGAAAGAGCUUGCGCCAUUAUCGAGCGUGUUGUGAAUGCCGAGAUGCACAAACGAAAACGCUUUCCUCUCGAAUGGGGAGGUCUUCCUACAAAUACCAACGGUGAACAAAUCAUAUGGAGGGCUAAUUUCGCGGCAUCGAAUUGCUAUGAAGGCGCCAAGGAGAGCGUAGGACCACAUUCAGAUCGCCUGACAACUCUAGGUCCGUAUCCUACCAUUGCAAGCUUGAGUCUAGGAACACCCAGGGUAUUUCGUCUUCGUGAAGUAAUCCCACUCGACGAAAUAGACAAACGGGCCGCGAGAACAUACAAUAUACCGUUACCUCAUAACUCACUCAUCAUUAUGCACGCAUCGACUCAAGAGCGCUUCAAACACUCUAUUCCUCCACAGCCUGCCCUGGAUCGCUUCCAUCCUGCUUUUCCACCCCCUCCCGUAUUGCCACCCCUGACAUCUAACCCGUCCAACUGCCGGAUCAAUAUUACUUUCCGCUUCUAUCGACCUGACUUUCACCCAGACAGCAUCCCUAAAUGCAAAUGCGGUGUUCCAAUGGGGCUUAGACCGGACAUGAAGAAGCACCAGAGAGGGCAAGGUAAUGGGAAAGAUACUGCGGAGGCGAGGGAUCACGGGGAGUUCAAAUACUGGUGGAUGUGCACGGCUCACGAGCAAAACGAUGGGAAGGGCUGUGGAUUGUGGAAGGCCAUGGACGUAAAAUUGGAGGGCAGAGGGCCUUUUGCGAAAGACCUCUGA
Molecule: messenger RNA, 1098 nt
Organism: Heterobasidion irregulare TC 32-1
Lineage: Eukaryota; Fungi; Basidiomycota; Agaricomycetes; Russulales; Bondarzewiaceae
Exons: 4
Coding region: 1-1098 (365 amino acids)
Biological process (GO): DNA alkylation repair; DNA repair
Cellular component (GO): nucleus
Molecular function (GO): dioxygenase activity
Source: RefSeq, a predicted model, not a curated record